AUGGUACAUAGGGUCGAAGAACAAACAGCACGCCCCAAUCGGAUCAUCCUCAUCAGAAAACCACCAGUCAUCAGAAUGAAACUUCUUCUGACAGUGCUGCUCCUCGGACUCUUGCUGAAGGUAAUACUGGCGAGGGAGAAACCGCAGAAAGAGACGGAUAAGGAGGAGGAAGAUGAUGAGUCGAAGGAAGUGAGUGCGGCGAAGGAUGAGAAGGAGGGUGCAGUGUCUCCGGCCUGUGGUGGUUGGUGGGGUGGCUGUUGCCGCCGCAGAUGUUGCUGGCGCCGCUGUUGCCGUCCCUGUUGGGGCGGGGGGGGGGGCUAA
Dibothriocephalus latus is the source of this 321-nucleotide messenger RNA. The record is from the annotation of a GenBank genome assembly. Lineage: Eukaryota; Metazoa; Platyhelminthes; Cestoda; Diphyllobothriidea; Diphyllobothriidae.